Osmia bicornis bicornis is the source of this 3902-nucleotide messenger RNA. It is a transcript of the gene Adsl, whose product is annotated as adenylosuccinate lyase. The transcript has 6 exons. Gene Ontology annotation, cellular component: cytosol. Lineage: Eukaryota; Metazoa; Arthropoda; Insecta; Hymenoptera; Megachilidae. The record is from RefSeq and is a predicted model, not a curated record. Gene Ontology annotation, molecular function: (S)-2-(5-amino-1-(5-phospho-D-ribosyl)imidazole-4-carboxamido) succinate lyase (fumarate-forming) activity; N6-(1,2-dicarboxyethyl)AMP AMP-lyase (fumarate-forming) activity. The coding region runs from base 109 to 1566 and encodes 485 amino acids. Gene Ontology annotation, biological process: 'de novo' AMP biosynthetic process.
CAGAUAAUGCAGACGAUCAGCUGAUCGUAGAGUGUACGCGUUCUCGUAUUAUACGAAACCAAAUUUCAAUAUCUUAUUGUUUACAAAUCCGUUUUAAAAUCAGUGAAAAUGAGUGUUUCCAAGGUUGAAAACAGUGAAUACAAUGAUUAUCGUAGUCCCUUGGCUACUAGAUAUGCGUCGAAAGAAAUGCGUUACAACUUCAGUGAUCAAAAUAAGUUCAGCACGUGGCGAAAACUAUGGGUCUACUUGGCCAAGGCGGAAAUGGAGCUUGGAUUGGCCAUCACUUCAGAACAGAUCGCUGAAAUGGAGGCUCAGGUUAAUAAUAUUGAUUUCGAGGCUGCUGCAAAAGAAGAAAAGGCAACGAGGCACGAUGUAAUGGCCCAUGUUCACGUUUUUGGGAAUCAAUGCCCAAAAGCAGCUCCCAUAAUCCACCUAGGUGCUACCAGUUGCUAUGUUGGUGAUAACACGGAUCUGAUUAUCCUUCGACAAGGUUUCAACAUACUAUUACCAAAAUUGGCGAACGUAUUGUCACGUCUCGCAAAAUUCGCCAUGGAGUAUCGCGAUUUACCGACUCUAGGAUUCACCCAUCUUCAACCAGCACAAUUAACCACCGUUGGAAAACGAGCCACACUUUGGUUGCAUGAUCUUUUAAUGGACGAAAGAGCAAUUCGUCGUGCUCGGGAUGAUCUAAAAUUUCGAGGAGUGAAGGGUACCACUGGCACUCAAGCUUCUUUCCUUCAAUUAUUUAAUGGUGAUGGAUUUAAAGUGAAGCAAUUAGAUCGUUUGGUAACCAGAAUGGCUGGUUUUGAGAAGCACUAUCCUGUAACUGGACAAACUUACAGUAGGAAAGUCGAUGUAGAAUGUUUAAAUGCUCUAAGUUCCUUAGGCUCUACUGUUCAUAAAAUAUGCAGCGACAUAAGACUUCUGGCUAACAUGAAAGAGAUAGAGGAACCAUUUGAAAGCACUCAAAUUGGAUCGAGUGCAAUGCCAUAUAAAAGGAAUCCGAUGCGUUCAGAAAGAUGUUGCAGCAUAGCAAGACACUUAAUGACAUUGGCUAAUAAUGCAUUGCAAACCGCUGCAACUCAGUGGAUGGAAAGAACUCUGGACGACUCAGCGAACAGAAGAAUCACCUUGUCAGAAGCGUUCUUAUCAGCUGAUGUUAUACUAAUGACACUUCAGAAUAUCACCGAGGGCCUUGUUGUGUAUCCUAAGGUCAUUGCCAGACAUGUGGCUCAAGAGUUACCUUUCAUGACCGCGGAAAAUAUAAUAAUGGCUAUGGUGAAAGCUGGAGGUGACAGACAGGUUUGCCACGAGAAAAUAAGAGUGCUUUCCCAAGAAGCUGGUGCACAGGUGAAGCAACACGGUCUCGACAACGAUUUAGUCGAAAGAAUCAGGAAAGACCCUUACUUCAAACCAAUUCUAAAUCAACUGAAGGAACUUCUAGAUCCACGAACCUUCGUUGGCAGAGCACCUGAACAAGUGACCGAAUUUUUGCAAGAGGAAGUUUACCCUGUGCUCACAAAUUACAAAGAACUCUUAGGCGGAACCGUAGAACUAAACAUUUGAUUAAACAUUUCAUCGAUACAAAUAUUCAUCUCGGGAUUGCAGGAAAGGGACUUUGUUAAAAGAAUUCUUUACAAUUUAUGUAUGAUAGAUUUUUCAAGUUCUCUGUUGUUUUUUUUUUUUUGUUCAUUUCUUUCAAGCAAAAUAGCUUGAUGCGUACAGGAUUGUUAUUAUCGUGAAUAUUAGAAAAAUAAAUGAGUUGAAUAAACGAAAGGCAUACUGUUUGUAACUGGGUCGAACGUUUUAUUUUUCUCUAUCAAUACCUAUAUUCUUCUUUUUGAAUUUCAUUGAUUACUUCUCGACAACGUAACUGCUGUGAUAGCGAAACGAGAAAUGAUGUUUUCUUUUGAGAAGCUUUUGAAUUUUAUUUACAUUUAGACAUAAGGUAGAAGAGAAGUAGACAGAUAAAAUAGAAAGGUAGAAUAGCAUUUGUAAAAAGAAAGACAGAGAUACAAAAGCCGAUCGUUUAUUAUAAUCAGAUAGUUGAAAAAUAUGUAGUAAGUAACUAUUGCUUAACUUUCGGACAGCGGACCAUGGAGAGAGCUCGUGAUGAACAAACUAAUUAUCUAUUUUACGUCUAAAUUAAAAUUCGAAGAAUCUUGCAGAAGUUUUCUGAGAAUAAUAAACAUUGCAAAGGGUUAAAAUUGAUCAAGCAAUGGUUACAAAUUACAGGACAGAUCUAAAGUAAUAACUGAAUAUUUCAAUUACAAAAUAUAGAACAAAGAUGAUAGCGGAAUUGAAAUAUGUUUAUAGCACUCGAGGAUCACAGCAUGAAGAAAAUUUCAUAGUGAAUUUUUCAUAGAGUAGGUUCGACAGGUGGGAAGAUUAGACUAGAAAUGAGAGAAGAUUGAAAGGAAACAUGGUUUCCAAGUCGAAAGUGACUCAAAAUAUAUUCCACAACGAAUUCUUUUUCAUUGCUGAAAGUGUGGCUGCAUUCGACUAAUUCUUCCAGUGUAUGUAAAAAAAUAUAUAUAUAAAUCUGUAGAGUCGUUAAAGUUUAUUAACCCUCGAACAAUUUAAAAUUAAUUUUAGACUCUUAGAAAAUUAAUUUUCUGAAUUGAGGAUUAUUCCUUUGGACAUUGCUUUUUCAAUACAUGAAAUGAUGUAUUUAAAAAUAAGGUGUUCGAGGGUUAAAUGAAUAAAAAGAGUGAUGAAAGAAAGAAAAGGAUUGGAAAUAGAAAAACUUUGAGAAACAGAGAAUGAAAGAGAGAUGAGAGAAUGUUGAAGAAAGUUUCAAAGAUACAGAAAUAGAGAGACAUAGGUAUAAUAAAAGAAUUACUUAAAGAAAGAGGAUAUCUUAUAGAGUACAAUGCACAGCAUUAUUGGAGCAUUCGAUUUCAUAGGUGUAUAAUUAAACAGAUAACAGGACUAGAAGAGACAUCGCGUAUAAGCGACAAAUAUGUAACGAAUUUAUAGUAAAAUUUCAAUGUUGAGGCAAAAGGUUGUUCAUAGCAGAGAAGAGAGCAAAAGAGAUAGAGAGAAAAUUAUAGAAGAUAGAUGUUGUUUCUUGUUUACCAGAAAAAAAUAAAAUUGAAAAUUGAAAAAUGUACAGAAAUGAAGAAAAUCGAUUAAAAGUAUACGAAGAAGAAAAAAAUAAUUGAAAGCUGAAAAAUGUAGAAAAUGAAAAGACACAGAAUUUACAGAAAACUUGAGCAAAAGGAAAAAGUCAUAGAAGAACUGAAAGAAGAAAUAAAAUUUUAAGCAAAGUUUAAAUACACGGAUAGAAAAGAAAAUUAUAUUACACAGUAAAUUUCUGAAUAUAAAAGGAAAUUAGAAGAUUUGAAACAGAGUGAAUGAAAAAUGUAGAUAUAGAAAAAGAAAGAGAACAGUAAAACAGAAUGUGCAACUGUACAAGCAUAUGGAAAUAAGAAAUAAAAUAGAUGAAGAGUAGAAUAAACAAGAAUUUCGGUGCACAAAUAAUAAAAAGAUAGAAGAAGAGAAAGAAAAUAGAGAAACUUGAAGAAGAGAAGAAAAAUAAUAGAACAAAAAGAAAGUCAGAAUAGUUUUGAUUAUAAGAAAAUUAGAUCACAAGAUAGAAGAAUCAUAACACCACAGAAAACAAAUAAAACAGAAAUUAAAGUAAGAAGAAUAAAAUAUCGCGUAGAAAUUCAUAUAAAUUUCAAUUUUCAGGUACUUCAGUAUGUUUACGUUCGCAUCAAUGGCAAAUAGAAGAAGAUAGCAAGAAAUAGAAAUAUAAAGAGAUAGCAAAAGAAAGAAGGAAAUUGCAGAGAAAGUUUGUAAUCGGAAGAAUAAGAUAAGAAAAGAAAUUAAACCAAUGAAAAUAGACACAGAAACAUAUCUACUAUUACAGAAUCAGGAGUGAAAGUAAAAUAGAAAAA